AUGUGUAAAGACUGUCCUCCAUUAAACCCUUCCCAAGAGGGGUAUCAAGAUAAGCGAGAUCCACACGAUGGAACCUUCGAAAAAUUCACCCUGCUUCCGAAGGAAGUUCAAUGCGCGAUCUUCAAGGAGGCAUUACCAAGUCCCCAAGUCAUCGAUCUGGCUUUUGAAAUUACUGAAACCCGCGAUCACAGUGCGCGAAGAAUAGUUCGACAGCUGGAGAUUUCCAUACCCACGAAUCCCAGCAUGCUCCCGUUACUCGAAGCCUGUGCUACUUCGAACGCGGAGGUAUAUCGAAACGUUCAACAUAUCGAAAUCACACGUCUGGGAACAAAAACACCUUUCGCAAUCUCGAACCCAGUGAUGGGGGUUCCUCCGCAUAUUCGUAAUUACGAAGUCGUAAACCGCUUGAAAGCAUCUACGAAGCCUAACACGAGAGCUUAUACUUACAUGAGAGCAGAUAAAGAUAUCCUCAUGUUGGAUGCCGCUAACGUCUUCACCUUGUAUAGCUACGGUGGUACUAUUUCGAUGUCCAAUAUCAAGUGUCUAGCGCUCCAAAAUGCCUCCCUUGAUGGUAUGACCUGGGAGCUUCCCGGAAACAUGCUUGGUAUAAACUAUGAGCUUCGCCGUCUGCACAUUUUUUUCAAGAUGAUCAGUCUCCAUUGCCCCGCACUCUCAAAGGUGUAUUUCCUCCUUGACGGUCGCAACUAUUUUCAUUUUAACGAACCGCCCGUUCAGAGUCAAAAAUUGGAAUUACGGAUCCUUAAUAUGGAAAGCGAUUUCUUCUUUCAAGACUUUACUGGUAUGGGAACGAAAUAUAAGGCGGAAGGAGCAUGGGAAGAGUCGGCAAGGUUGAGUCUUCAAGGAGAUGCUAAAUACGUAAUGAGAGAUUGGAAGAACUAUAGAAAAGCUAUCGUUCGAAACAUUGCACGGGAUGGAGACGUCGUGAAUUUUUGGAAGACUAGGGAACCAGUCAUAGGCUUGGUGGGCUGGUUCUAUGCAGAUGCUCAAGUUGACCCUUCAGUUUUUCCUCUUCCUCGAAUGUACGUACCAUCUCUACUAGCUUGGUUACCGGCCCAUGCUGAUGGUACUAUCAUGGAUAGGUAUAAAGGAUUAACGCAGAUAUUUGACGGUGCUCCAUGGUAG
Molecule: messenger RNA, 1143 nt
Organism: Botrytis byssoidea
Lineage: Eukaryota; Fungi; Ascomycota; Leotiomycetes; Helotiales; Sclerotiniaceae
Exons: 1
Coding region: 1-1143 (380 amino acids)
Source: RefSeq, a predicted model, not a curated record